Molecule: messenger RNA, 403 nt
Organism: Xiphophorus couchianus (Monterrey platyfish)
Lineage: Eukaryota; Metazoa; Chordata; Actinopteri; Cyprinodontiformes; Poeciliidae
Product: MAP kinase phosphatase with leucine-rich repeats protein 3-like
Exons: 4
Coding region: 109-336 (75 amino acids)
Source: RefSeq, a predicted model, not a curated record
CCCUGAUCCAGAUACUCUAUAUAAAUGGAGUCCAAACUUCAGCUCAACACAACCUUCCUGUCAAGUAAUUCAAAGCAGAGAAGACUCUAAGCUGAAAUCACUGCAGCCAUGCUGAAGGUAGCACUUAUUCUUGGAUGCCUCCUGAGCCUCAUUGUGGCUACACCAAUGGAGCACCAGCGAUUUGCUCGCUCUAACUCUGGCUCAAACUCCAAUGAGGUCUCAACAAACAACUUGGCCACCCUGUUAUCCCUGCUUUUCAGGCUUCUUGCCACCACUACCACAACUACAACAACUACAAGAGCACCUACAACAACAGUUGCUGCUACUACUACAUAAAAUGGAGUCUUGAACAUCAGCAAAUUUGUCAUGUAUUGCUGAGAAAGUUAUCAUCUUUUUCAGUUUU